AAAAAAACACGUAAAAUUAAAUGAAUUUUAACUUAAUCACGUAAAACAAUUAUACAUGGCGUGAUGUUACAUAUUUUAUGAAUAUAUCGAAACGCAGAAGACAGUUCGAAGUGAAGUUUCGAAUGGAAACGUUGCCAAUUCGACGUUGCAUUAUUGUAAUGUGCAUCCAUACGAAUACAUUGUUUGAAAAAACAUGUUACUUGUUGACAUGUUACUCGACAGCAGACAAAAAAACGUAUCGUAGAACGAAAAGCAAGAAUCCAUGCAAAUCCUACAAUGAUCUAAUGAUCAAAUGAUCGUCGUGUAUCACAGUGCCUUAGGUCUUAAAUUAAUCUUGAGAAACAACCGGCGGUUGCUGGGUGAAUUCGUAUUUUUAAACGAAAUAGUCAGUUACCGAUAAGUGCAUCGAGAACGCUUCUCGUUUCAUUUCAGUGAUUCGUAAAUAUACUCGAUGUGUAAAAAUGAGCGAUAGUAAUAUCAUUUCCCAAAUAUAUCCAAUAAGCAAUUAUUAUAUUUUCUCAAGCAUAGAAAAGAUGAGGAUUAAAUUUGAAAAACACGUGGGAGGACGAUAAAUUUUUGAUUAUGGCCGCUUGCCAUCCAACACCGGCGAUUCAACAUUUGCAGGAAUCGUCUCAGUUCGGCCUUGGACCUAUGAACGCUCUCGGUAGCCAAGGUCGAAAACCUCUUCACCAACCACAUUAUCCGCCCCAUUUGCUCAAUUGGGUCUAUCUAGCAAUUGCCGAUCAAAAUUCUGCUCAAACCCGAGAUCAGAACAAACUUGUUCCGACAAUCUGGAGCGGUUUUUCAACAACGACGUCACAAACUCAUUCUCAUCAUGAUACAUUCGAUCCUUCUUGCGCUAUAAGUGGCAAUUUUGCGGACAAUAUCAACGAACUUGCAGAUCGUUUCAGAGAAUUGGGUCUAUUAGAUAGAAAACCAACGAAAAGGCCACCACCUAGUUAUCUCUGUCAUCUGUGUUUCAAGAAAGGUCAUUAUAUCAAAGAUUGUCCGCAGGCAAGACCAAAGGGUGAGGGUUUAACACCGUAUCAAGGGAAAAAACGAUGCUUCGGAGAAUACAAAUGUCCCAAAUGCAAACGCAAAUGGAUGUCGGGUAAUAGCUGGGCCAAUAUGGGCCAGGAAUGUAUUAAAUGUCAUAUAAACGUCUAUCCUCAUAAACAAAUUGUCCAUUUCUAAAUUUGUCUUGACUGGAACGCGCCGCGCCGCGCCGCGCCUUCUUUCGAUGUUUUUGAUUCCGUCUCAUAGAGUCGAAAUAUUAUAUGCGUACACAUCUAUAAGUCUACAAAAUAAAAAAUACGGAGACCGUAUAUGUUUUCUAUAUUUAAAAAUUCAAGCAGCACAGCUGCUUUUAAUAUUAUUUAACGCGUUUCUUUGAUACAACAUUGUCUACAUGUUAAAAUGUCAAAUGUUCUAACGAUUCCAACUUUCGAUUACAAAUUUUGCAGAAAUUUGUAUUAUUGAAAUUGAGAUAAAUUGUAUAUACACAGCAUAAUUAUUUGUGAUAAAAUUGCGAAAAAUCACAGGUAUGUUACAAGAUGUUCCAACUUGCUUCUUCUCUUGAGCUUAUGCAUUUCAAAUUUUACAUAUUUGUAUGUACAUACAUACUUACAUAAAAGAUAAAGAAACGGAAAAAAAAAUAUUAAUAAAAAAAGAUUAAGACGAUCGAUCUGUUCUAUCUUGCAAACUGCACAUAUUAUUAUCGUAUAAUUGCAACAAUUAUCGAUUUAUCACUCGUUCGCCUAGGAACAAUUUAAUGAUUAUAUUAAUGAUAUCGUAAUUCGUGUUGUCGUAUCUCAAUACAUCGUAGGUAAGUAUAUAUCGGUAUUAAUAAAAAGCAAUAUAAAUAAUUAAAUUUUCAUAAAAAUACUUAACUUAUACAUAUCUAACGAUGAUGAUACAAUGAUACUCGUAACGACGAGAACGAUAAUGAUAGCUAUUAUAAAGAUAAUCGAAUUCCACGAAAUACGAUACCGAAUCAUAGAUAUUACAAUCAUUUAUGUAUAUAUACGUAUAAUGUGUUAAUAAUAAUAUCAAAUGAAUUAUUAUACAUUAUUAUUAAUACAUAUCAUAAUUUCAAAUAUACAAGAAGCCAAAGGUUCACCUACUGUAACAUGUAGCAAAUUCUUUUUCGCUAAAACUUCACCCAAAAAUUUCUGUGUCGCAAAAAUAAUGAUACAAUAUUCAUAACGAAUGUACAAUGGUCAAGGAUUAGUUACGACGAACAGACGAUCAGCCGCAGGAUCUUCGCUAAAAUAUGCCGCUGAAUUAAACAUCGUCGUCGCUGCGGAAUCUACAGUCACUGUCUGUAAAAGAUAAAAAUAUUCAAUUAUUCUUUUACUUAUUAUUCUAUUAUUUGUCUUAUUAUAUCUAUUUAUUAAAUAUAGUUAUAAAUAUGUAUAUACAAUUAUAGUAAAAAUAUUAUACUUUAUGCAAAUUCAACUGUAAUAAAUUAUGUUAUCAAAAUUAUAAAUAAUUCUGUUUUGAUGACAAAAUAUUGUGAAUGUAUAGAUGAUGUGGAAUAAUGGAAUAAUAUAUAGAGCAAGUUUCUUUAUUAAUA
Molecule: messenger RNA, 2575 nt
Organism: Apis cerana (Asiatic honeybee)
Lineage: Eukaryota; Metazoa; Arthropoda; Insecta; Hymenoptera; Apidae
Product: zinc finger CCHC domain-containing protein 24
Molecular function (GO): nucleic acid binding; zinc ion binding
Source: RefSeq, a predicted model, not a curated record